Molecule: messenger RNA, 3214 nt
Organism: Vidua chalybeata
Lineage: Eukaryota; Metazoa; Chordata; Aves; Passeriformes; Viduidae
Gene: ADAM8
Product: ADAM metallopeptidase domain 8
Exons: 21
Coding region: 21-2549 (842 amino acids)
Biological process (GO): positive regulation of cellular extravasation; positive regulation of membrane protein ectodomain proteolysis; regulation of cell-cell adhesion
Molecular function (GO): cell adhesion molecule binding; metalloendopeptidase activity
Source: RefSeq, a predicted model, not a curated record
CACGGCGGGACCUCCGAGCCAUGGCCCCGCCGCUCCUGCUGCCGCUGCUGCCGCUCCUGCUGCUGCUGCUGCCGGCCCGCGGCUCCACGGCCGGGCUGGAGGAGAAGCUGCCGCACGUCGAGAGGUACGAGACGGUGCUGCCUCGGGAGCUGCCGGUGCCCCGGGGGAAGAGGGACCUCUCUGCGCCUCCGAGCACCUACCCAAGCCACGUCCUCUACGGCGUCCAUGCCGAAGGCAGGGAAUACCUUCUGUGGCUGGAGAAGAACAGGGCGCUGCUGGGGCAGCACUACACCGAGACUCACUACUCGGCCGACGGCUCGGAGAUCACGGAGCAGCCGGACACCCAGGAUCACUGCUUCUACCAGGGCCACGUGCGGGGACAGCCCGACUCGGCAGCGAGCAUCAGCACCUGCGGCGGGCUCAGUGGGUUUUUCCGGGUGAAUGAGACCACCUUCCUGCUGGAGCCGCUGGAGGGGGCAGUGGCCGGCCGGCACGCAGUGUACCGAGCAGCUCACCUGCGGGGGAAACGCGGCACCUGCCGGGAGCCCGGGGCCACCCUGGAGUACGACCGCGAGCCCAAAAUCCCUGCAGCCAUGAAGCUCUACCGCUGGAAAUCAGGUCCGGUACAAAAAGGUCCCCGGUACGUGGAGCUGGUCCUGGUCGCAGACAACCAGGAGUUCAGGAAGCACAAGGACCUCCGCACCGUGCAGAACCGCAUGAAGGAAAUCGUGAACCACGUGGACAAGCUCUACCAGCCCCUUCGCCUGCGGGUGGCCCUGAUUGGCCUGGAGGUGUGGAACCACAGGGACAAAAUCACAGUCAGCCCCAACCCCGAGGUGACACUGGACAACUUCCUGCACUGGCGGGAGUCGGAGCUGUUGCGGAAGAAGCCCCACGACAAUGCCCAGCUGAUCACGGGUGUCGACUUCCACGGCAACACCGUGGGGCUGGCCAAGAAGCUGGUGAUGUGCACCAGGGACUCGGGCGGCGUCAACCAGGAUCACAGCACGAACCCCAUCGGCGCCGCGUCCACCAUGGCACACGAGAUGGGGCACAACCUGGGCAUGUCCCACGACGAAGACGUCGCCGGCUGCCGCUGCCCUGUGCCCAAAGCUGACGGGGGCUGUGUCAUGGCAGGGAGCGUUGGGCUGGUUUACCCCAAGCUCUUCAGCCGGUGCAGCGAGCAGGACAUGUGGCAGUUCCUGGGGGACCCCCGGACCAGCUGCCUGCUGAACGCGCCGCGGGCGGACGAGCUGUACGGGGGGCCCGUGUGCGGGAACCAGUUUGUGGAGCGGGGAGAGCAGUGCGACUGUGGCACACCCGAGGAGUGCUCGGACCGCUGCUGCAAUGCCACCACGUGCCAGCUGAGAGAGGGAGCCGAGUGUGCCCGAGGGGAAUGCUGCCAGGACUGCAAGGUGAAGGCUGCAGGUGCGCUCUGCCGGGCCAGCAAGAACGACUGCGACCUUGCCGAGCACUGCAGCGGCCUCAGCGCCGAGUGCCCCGAGGAUGUGUUCCAGGAGAACGGCAUCUCCUGCCAGCACGGCAGUGGCUACUGCUACAACGGGGCCUGCCCUUCGCACGGCGAGCAGUGCCGGGCGCUCUGGGGCGCAGAGGCGCAGGUGGCUCCUGACGUCUGCUUCAAGCACAACAGCGAGCAGCACGUUCACCUGCACUGCCUCACCGAGUACGGCAAGCAGCCCUGCAGCCCCAAGGAUGUCAAGUGCGGCACGCUGCUGUGCCUGAGCGACAACACCCAGCCCAUCCUCGGCAGCGGCUACUACUCCUUCGGCUACUACUUCGGCCGCUUCAAGUGCAAGGCGGUGAUCGCGGGCAGCGACGCCGGCGAGGCGGCCGAGCUGCGGCUGGUGCCCACCGGCGCCAAGUGCGGCGAGGAGAUGGUCUGCUACGCCGGGCGCUGCCAGAACCUCCUGGUCUACGGCGACAAGAACUGCUCGGCCAAGUGCAACAACCACGGGGUGUGCAACCACCGGCGGGAAUGUCACUGCGACCCCGGCUGGGCAGCGCCCUACUGCGAGCAGGAGAUCUCAGGGAUAGCCACAGGCAGCGGCAGCGUGGUGCUGGCGGCCGGGCUGGCCGUGCUGGCCCUGGCCGGCGUCGGGCUGGGCAGCGGCGUGGUGCUCCUCAGAGCCAGGGUGGCGCGGCGCUCCCACAAAGGGAGCUCCAGCGGGACUCCCUCCGGCCUCGCCAACCCGCUGUUCCAGGAGGGCGGCCGGGCGCGGCCGGGCCGCCGCCAGCUGUCCCUCAGGGACAUCGGCCAGCCCAGCCUGGUCAGCAGCACGGCGGCCCGGGCCCACAGCCCUGUGCUGGCCCCGCAGCCAGCGGCACCCGGCCCGCAGGGGCCACCUCGGUGCCCUCCGGCAUGGCCCCCACAGGCGAAGCCGAAGCCGCCCAGCAAACCUCUCCCAGCGCUGAAGAGCAAAGGGCCGAGCUACGGCGAGGGGCCGCCGGCACCGUCCCUCCCACCGACCCCCUUUCAGCGGUGUCCCCCGCCAAAGGUGGCCCUGAAGCCGCCCCCAGCCAGGAGGUGACCAAGGAUGCUCCAUCCGCCACCGCGGCCGGCCGAGGAGCGGCACAGCUGGGCGGGUGGCACAGCUGGGGGAGCCAUCGUCUCACUUCUACCCUUACUUGAAUUGCCGGCCGGAUCCUCAAAGCCCGCCCGGGGUGGGCACCAGUGUUUACAGAUCCUCGAGUUGUGCCUUAAUGGACUUGGCAGCUUCCCAAGGAAACGCAGAGUGGGGACAAUGUCAGCUCCGGUUUGGAAGACCAACCCACGUUGGUCCAGGCUCUCCUGCACCCUGGGAGCUGCUGCCUUCUCUCCCGACGUCCUGAAUGUGUCCUGUCCUCCUGCCCUUCCUGGCCAGGGCUGCAGAGAGGAGCUCCUGGCAUCACGGGGCAGGAAGAGCACUGCGCCGUGGGGACCAUGCCCCAGGAACACCACCCUGGCUGGGGACAUCACAGGGGGGAUGUCACCAAGGGCCGUGGCGGGUCCAAGCUGGGCCUGGCCUCCCCACGGGGCUUUUAUCUCUGGAGUUACUCCUUGAGUGUUCAAAAGGGAAUUCCCUGGGAGCCUUUUUACUGCAGCCAUUUAUUUAUGACACUUAUGUGACCAUUUUGAGCCACUUGCUGUAAAACCAGGGCUCCCAUUUUUGAUAUAAUUUAGGUUCAAGGCUUUUAUACCAAUAAAGACAGAAGG